GGGGGCUAUAGAAAGCCCGGCCACUGGCCAAGCAUGAAGCAUCCCCAUUCCUUUUCCUUUCCGUAGCUUUCUUCUUUGCCGCUUUGCGUGCCUCCCUCCCUCUCCUGCUCUCUCGUCCGCAGCAGCCAUCGGCUAGGACGAUGAGGUCGUCGGCGAUGCGGCAGCAGCUGCUGCCAUGCUUGGCCCUGCUGCUUCUUGCGGGCGCGGCGUCGGCCCAGGCCCAGAAGUACAACGCGGUGUUCAACUUCGGCGACUCGAUCACGGACACGGGCAACCUGUGCACGAGCGGGAAGCCAACGGCGAUCACGUUCACGCAGCCGCCCUACGGCGAGACCUACUUCGGCACCCCCACCUGCCGGUGCUCCGACGGCCGCGUCAUCGUCGACUUCCUCAGCACCAAGUUUGGGGUGCCGUUCCUACCGCCGUCCAAGGCGAACGGCACGGACUUCAAGCAGGGCGCCAACAUGGCCAUCACGGGGGCGACGGCCAUGGACGCGCCCUUCUUCCGGGGCCUCGGCCUCUCCGACAAGAUCUGGAACAAUGGGCCCAUCAGCCUCCAAAUCCAGUGGUUCCAGCAGAUCACGGCCACCGUGUGCGGCGACGCCGCCGCCUGCAAGCGCUACCUGCGGGACUCGCUGGUGGUGUUCGGCGAGUUCGGCGGGAACGACUACAACGCGAUGCUGUUCGGCAACUACAGCGCGGACCAGGCGAGGAGGUACACGCCCAAGAUCGUCAACACCAUCAUCAGGGGCGUGGAGAAGGUGGUGGGCAUGGGGGCCAGGGACGUGGUGGUGCCCGGGGUGCUCCCCAUCGGCUGCUUCCCCAUCUACCUCACCGUCUACGGCACCAACAGCAGCGCCGACUACGACAGCCUCGGCUGCCUCCGCAAGUUCAACGAUCUGUCCACGUUCCACAACAACCUGCUCCAGGCCAAGAUCGCCCGCCUCCGGAAGCGCUACGGCCGGGCGGCGCGGAUCAUGUACGGCGACUUCUACUCCGCCGUCUACGACAUGGUCCAGAACCCCAAGAAAUACGGUUUCAACGCGGUUUUCGAGGCGUGCUGCGGCUCCGGGGGAGGCAAGUACAACUACGCCAACAGAGCGCGGUGCGGGAUGCCGGGCGCGGCGGCGUGCGCCAACCCGGCCGACCACCUCAGCUGGGACGGCAUCCACCUCACCGAGGCAGCAUACAAGCACAUCAGCGACGGCUGGCUCAACGGGCCCUACUCCAGCCCGCCCAUCCUCCACACAUAAACAUUAUUUUAUUUAUUAUGGAGUUGUGGUAGGAUUAUUUAUUUAUUAUUUGAUCUGAGGUUGAGUUUACCUAAUGGAAAAAGGAAGUUUGAUUCAGUGCCAUAUGGUGGUGUUGAAAUGUAUACGUUGCCCAAGAAAAAAAAACCGGAGGCAACUCUUGAAUAAAUUGUUAGUGCUUGCCCGGACCGACUUACGUCAGCGAAUUCCCUAUA
Molecule: messenger RNA, 1465 nt
Organism: Triticum aestivum (bread wheat)
Lineage: Eukaryota; Viridiplantae; Streptophyta; Magnoliopsida; Poales; Poaceae
Product: GDSL esterase/lipase At5g45910
Exons: 3
Coding region: 141-1253 (370 amino acids)
Molecular function (GO): hydrolase activity, acting on ester bonds
Source: RefSeq, a predicted model, not a curated record